Protobothrops mucrosquamatus (brown spotted pit viper) is the source of this 1424-nucleotide messenger RNA. RefSeq names its product CD81 molecule (gene CD81). NCBI's taxonomy places the organism in Eukaryota, Metazoa, Chordata, Lepidosauria, Squamata, Viperidae. Gene Ontology annotation, cellular component: membrane. The transcript is spliced from 8 exons. The record is from RefSeq and is a predicted model, not a curated record. Bases 189 to 881 code for a protein of 230 amino acids.
UUGGCUGGGGGCCAGGGACAGAGGGAGGGUGUCUGCAACCCAAGCAAGGGAGGGGAAAUAACGGGAAAAGAGAAGGGGCGGCUUGGUUGUCUUGUGUGCCUGAAAGGGGAAAAAAUCUCUCCGACCUCGCAGCGACAAGACGCGCGGCUCCUCCUUUCCAAACCCGAGGCCAAAUCCUCGCCGCAGCAAUGGGAGUGGAAGGCUGUACCAAGUGCAUCAAAUACCUGCUGUUUGUCUUCAAUUUUGUCUUCUGGCUGGCAGGAGGGAUCAUUCUUGGUGUGGGAUUAUGGAUUCGUCAUGAUUCACAAACCUCAGUCAUCUUGCAGUCAUCACUAGAAGACCAGUCCGCUCCUAAUACAUUCUACAUUGGAAUCUAUAUUUUGAUUGCUGUUGGAGCAGUGAUGAUGUUUGUGGGUUUCCUAGGAUGUUAUGGAGCUAUCCAAGAAUCACAGUGCCUUCUGGGAACAUUUUUUACAUGUCUCGUCAUCUUAUUUGCUUGCGAAGUGGCUGCUGGCAUCUGGGGAUUUGUUAAUAAGGAUCAGAUUGCCAAAGAUCUCAAACAGUUUUAUGAUCAAGCAUUGGUUCAAUCGAAAGACAAGGAUGAGAACAAAGCAAAAAAGGCAAACGCUGUUGUGAAAACCUUCCAAGAAACACUAAAUUGCUGUGGCAGAGAUUCCUUAGCUUUAUCUUGGGUCACCAGUGAAUGCACUCUAGGAGAAGUAACAAAUGUAAGCACUUGUCACGCUAAAAUUGAUGAGCUGUUCUCUGGAAAGCUGUACUUGAUUGGCAUUGCUGCCAUAGUAGUGGCAGUAAUCAUGAUCUUUGAAAUGAUCCUGAGCAUGGUGUUGUGCUGUGGCAUUAGGAACAGUUCAGUCUAUUGAGAAGAGGAAGAAGAGUGCAAAGAGGUGGUGCCAAUGAGACCGGAAGUGCCACUGCCUGAUCAGGAGACACUUGUAACAAAAACAAAGAAAAUUAUGUAUAUAACUUUUCAGAUAUUAUCUUACAGAGCAUAUUAUUCUUACUUGGAAGUCUUCUUGUUCAUUUUAAGGGAUGGGGGAAAGGGGAGUUUUCUGUAUAUUUGUGGCAAAAUUAGUUACACGCCAGUUUAUGGGUUUAAAAAAAGCUAUCAUGCGGGUGGUUCCCGGCCUUUAUCAAAAAUAGCCUUUCUCUCCCUCUUCUCAGCCAUUGUUCCCAUUUGAUCAAGAUGGAGUUUAAGAAUUUAUUGUUUAAGGGGUUUAUCCUUAUGAGGAACGUGGAAAGUUUUUUUGCUUUAUUUUGUCCUCUGAUGGAGAUAAAGUAAAAACUUCCUGUUCCAACUUUUUUGUCUUGAUUAUAAGAACUCUUGGAUUCUUGGACUAAAUGUGUGAGCAUAAGUGUUCAAGAGUCCCUGAGCAGAAUUAAACUGUUUUGCUAUUCUGUUACUA